UGCUCAUCGCUUACAAACGGCGAAAAAGCAAGAGACAAAAUGGCGACUUCUACGAAUAACUAUUAUGAUUUGUAUCGUCACGGGAGUCUCGGCGUUGCCUUGACAGACGCCCUGGACGAGUUAAUUGGCGACGAGCGCAUCGACCCACAACUCGCCAUGAAGGUCCUCACCCAGUUCGACCGUGUCAUUUCCGAGACUCUGCAGGAAAAGGUUAAGUCACGUUUGACCUUCAAGGGUUCUCUCGACACUUACCGAUUCUGCGACGAAGUUUGGACCUUCCUCAUCCGUAACGUCACCUUCAAACUCGACAAUGGCAGCAAUACGGUCGUGGCCGACAAGGUCAAGAUCGUUAGUUGCAGUUCUAAGAAGACCGAGGAGAAGUAGGAAAACACUCCACGUCGGAAACGGAACUCAACGUCAGAAGUGAAGGUGAAAAGGGAGAUGAAUUAGGCGGCCCUCCAGCGCGAGACGGCGUGGAUGCGGGAGUAAAGAGGGGAACGGAGCAUGCAAUGAAGCAUGCAAUGAAGCAUGCAGGGAGCGGAGGCAGGAUUGGAGUUGGAAUGGCACGCACCGUUGAGGUUGCGGUGCAGACGGAGAGGCUACCGCCUUAGCCCCCUACGAGUUGCCGCCAACCGUUUCAGAAUGCUUCAACAUUGAUACCUCAUAAGGGUUGUCUUUUCAGGGAACUGGGUUAUGACUGGCGUUGGCAUCGGAGCACAUUACGGUCUCAGAAACUGCAUCUAAGGGCAUGGCGUAACGGAUAAGGAGAGGUCGUCGCACGAGAUCAGCUUAGCACAAGGCCCUACUUUUAUAACAUGAAUUCUAGCGCAAACUCAAUGGCGACGGGUAAAUCCGAGUUGCAUUCUUGA
Molecule: messenger RNA, 869 nt
Organism: Chaetomium fimeti
Lineage: Eukaryota; Fungi; Ascomycota; Sordariomycetes; Sordariales; Chaetomiaceae
Product: transcription initiation factor IIA, gamma subunit-domain-containing protein
Exons: 3
Coding region: 40-384 (114 amino acids)
Biological process (GO): transcription initiation at RNA polymerase II promoter; RNA polymerase II preinitiation complex assembly
Cellular component (GO): transcription factor TFIIA complex
Molecular function (GO): TBP-class protein binding; RNA polymerase II general transcription initiation factor activity
Source: RefSeq, a predicted model, not a curated record